Molecule: messenger RNA, 1680 nt
Organism: Hemiscyllium ocellatum (epaulette shark)
Lineage: Eukaryota; Metazoa; Chordata; Chondrichthyes; Orectolobiformes; Hemiscylliidae
Gene: phf10
Product: PHD finger protein 10
Exons: 12
Coding region: 22-1506 (494 amino acids)
Cellular component (GO): npBAF complex
Source: RefSeq, a predicted model, not a curated record
GCGCAGCGCUGGACAGUUAAAAUGGCCGCCGCGGUGUCGUCGAGCCGCCUGUGCGACAGUAAUCCGGCAACUCCGGGAGCUCAGUCCGGCAAGGAAGAGACCGAGGAGACUUCAAAUGAUGAUGCCACAAGCCAGCCUGCCAAACGCCGACGGAUGGGAUCUGGAGAUAGCUCAAAAAGCAGUGACACAACUCAGGACUUCAGUUCCAGCUAUUUUCCAGCAGAGAUGUUAACAGAAUAUAAAUGGCCAGCUGAUGACACAGGGGAGUAUUACAUGCUUCAGGAACAAGUUAGUGAAUAUUUAGGUGUGACAUCAUUCAAGCGUAAAUACCCAGAUCUGGAAAGACGCGAUCUAUCUCACAAAGAGAAACUAUAUCUGAGGGAGAUGAAUGUUAUCACAGAAACCCAGUGCACUUUAGGUUUAACCGCUCUGAGGAGCGAUGAAGUUAUCGAUCUGAUGAUCAAGGAAUACCCUACCAAAUAUGCCGAAUAUGCUGUGGUUCUGCAGGACAGAGAGCGGCAGCAGAUCACCGAUCGCUACAAGGAAUACUCGCAAAUGCAGUUGCAAAACACACAAAAGGUUGAGCCCAGUAAAGUUCCAGAAUACAUCAAGAAAGCUGCAAAGAAAGCUGCAGAAUUUAACAGCAAUUUCAACCGGGAACGGAUGGAGGAAAGGAGAGCUUACUUUGAUUUGCAGACACAGGUAAUCCAAGUGCCCCAGGGAAAAUACAAAGUUCUUCCACCAGAGAGGACAAAAGUUGGGGCUUAUCCAGUUGCUCUGAUACCAGGUCAAUUUCAGGAAUAUUACAAAAGGUACUCUCCCAAUGAGUUACGUUACCUGCCUGUAAACACAGCCUUGUAUGAGCCACCUCUGGAUCCAGAACUGCCAGCACUGGACAGUGAUGGAGAUUCUGAUGAUGCAGAAGAUGGGCGUGCUGAGGAUGAACGAAAGGAAGACAAAGGCUUCUCAGAUACCUCUUCUGGGAGCACAACAGAUGCAGAAAGCCCUAUUGAACAUCAAGAUGAUUCCUCACAGGGAAAGCAGACACCAAAAGAAAAAGGAACACGGCCAUGGAAAGAGCCAAAACGAAGUGUGACACCCAAAUCAGUUACUGGGUACAAGCCUAAGAUCAUUCCAAAUGCAAUAUGUGGAAUUUGUCUAAAGGGUAGAGAAUCCAACAAGAAAAACAAACCUGAGGCACUCAUACACUGCUCCCAGUGUGACAACAGUGGCCAUCCAUCUUGCUUGGAUAUGUUGACAGAGUUGGUGGCUGUAAUAAAAACCUACCCUUGGCAGUGUAUGGAAUGCAAGACAUGCAUAGUGUGCGGCCAGCCACAUCACGAGGAAGAAAUGAUGUUCUGUGAUCAAUGCGACCGUGGGUAUCACACUUUCUGUGUAGGAGUUGCUUCCAUCCCUUCAGGUCGUUGGAUUUGUGAGUGCUGUGCAAAUGUUCCUUCCACAACUAAGAAAAGGGGACGGAAAGCCAAAAAUAACAAAGAAGGAUGAAGCUACAAUGUCAGAACCAAUCCAGAAAAAUGUGGGGCCAGAUUAAAGUUCUUGCUGAAGCUUUGGUUGACUCGGUAUAUCAGGUGCUUACAUUGAUAUUAAUGUGUUUUAUAAAUAUCAUUUCCAUUAUUUGUAUGAAAAAUUUUGAAACAAAUAAAAUGUCAAUGAAACAAA